AGUCAUACCGCGUCUCUGAAAUCAUCAUAAACAUAUACAGUUGCUUCAAAUAAAAGCCAUCAAGUCAAAAUCAAUAGUAUCUAAAAGUCAAACACACCAAAAUCCAUCUACUCUAAUCAAAUAUUGAUUCAAUUUAAUUCCCUUCAAUCUCACCAUCCUCAUAAUCGAGUUUGUGCAGUUCGUGAAUCUAAAUCCCCCAAUUCCCAAAACUUAAAAAAAAAAAAAAAUAAUGUCAAAAUCACCAUCAAUUUCCAAAUCUAUUUUCACUAGAUUCCUUAAUCACCAUCAUCAUAAUCUCGUCUCAAAACCCCCAAUUUCAUCUCCAAUUUCUCGUUCAAUAUCUCGUAGUUACAGUGCAGUCCCACCAUCUUUCAGACAUCCUAUAUUUCCGCCCCAAAAUUCGUCUCCAAAACUAUCAGAAUUGAAUUUGAGUAGAAGUUAUCUAGGGUUUAGGUACACUACAAAUGGGGGUUCGAAAUCAGGUGGGAAAGUGGAUGUGAAUACAUUGAAAGGGAAGAUUUUUAAGGAGCCUGUGAAGGUUGUGGGUAAGACGUUUUCGAGGUAUAAACAGGCGGUGGGGUUGCAAAUGGAUGCGUUUUGGAGAAGGAAUGCAGUGAUAUUAGUGACAGCUGGUGGUGCGUUUAUAUGUGUUUUGUUAUGGAGGGUUAUGUUUGGGAUUGCUAAUACUUUUAUUGGGUUUUCUGAGGGUAUGGCUAAGUAUGGUUUUCUUGCUCUUUCUUCCGCUAUCGUUGCUUUCACUGGAUUGUAUCUUCAUUUAAGAUUCAAUAUCAAUCCUGACAAGGUUUAUCGGAUGGCAAUGAGAAAACUUAACACCUCUGCUGACAUUCUUGAAAUUAUGGGUGCUCCGCUCACGGGAACAGAUUUAAGAGCAUAUGUUAUGUCAGGAGGUGGUAUAACACUAAAAAACUUCAAGGCAGGUCUCAGGAGCAGGCGAUGUUUUCUUAUUUUCCCAAUACGUGGUUCUGAGAUGAAAGGCUUAGUUAGUGUUGAAGUCAAGAACAAAAAAGGCCAGUAUGAUAUGAAAUUGCUAUCAGUGGACAUUCCAAUGGCAACGGGACCCGAUCAACGUAUAUUCCUGAUUGGAGAUGAAGAAGAAUAUAGAGUGGGUGGUGGGUUGAUAUCAGAGCUAAGAGAUCCUGUUGUGAAAGCAAUGGCAGCAGCCAAGGAGUUUGAAGAUCGUGACAUAAAAGAGGACAAAGAAGAUGCCGAGAAAGAACUCGAGGAAGCAGAGAGAAAACACCGCGAGGAAGUUGAAAAGAUUCAAAGAGAAGCUUCAUAGUCGCCCUUUUUCCCCUGCACGUUUUGUUGGUUUUUCUUCUUAAUUUUAGAAUGAGUUGUUCAUAUCCUUGUAAUCGGGACAAAGGCCAAAUCAAAUGGAGUCAAGAAUGUGACUAGGAUACAUUGAAAGAAAGAUCUUCUAGGAAAAUAAGUUUGAAAUUGGCUGCAUCUCAGAUGAACAUCUUUUUCGCAAGAAUCAACUACUGCUAAUAUGGCUUUUCACAA
This is a messenger RNA of Erigeron canadensis, 1524 nucleotides long. RefSeq lists its product as uncharacterized. The coding region runs from base 230 to 1300 and encodes 356 amino acids. Lineage: Eukaryota; Viridiplantae; Streptophyta; Magnoliopsida; Asterales; Asteraceae. The record is from RefSeq and is a predicted model, not a curated record. The transcript has 3 exons. Gene Ontology annotation, cellular component: intracellular membrane-bounded organelle.